Messenger RNA from Ictidomys tridecemlineatus (thirteen-lined ground squirrel), 1212 nucleotides. NCBI's taxonomy places the organism in Eukaryota, Metazoa, Chordata, Mammalia, Rodentia, Sciuridae. The record is from RefSeq and is a predicted model, not a curated record.
AUGUAUGCUCUCAAGAGGAAAAGAGAAUCUGAGCAAACCUGCAUCCACCACUAUCAACCUGCAGACUUCCAAUUCUCACUCCCAUGUCGUCUUAUUCCUAAAGAAGCCAAUCAUUGUGACUGCGGUUUGAAUUUUAAAGUCCACAGCGACCUACCCCCACCCCCGCCACUCCAAGUCGCAGAAUCUCCACAGAGCUGCAGGACGAGGGUGCUGGCACCCCCAAUGCUGCUCCUCGUGCUCUUGGGAGCCUUGGCCCUGAGGGACACUUGGGCGGGCUCCCACUCCCUGAGGUAUUUCGACACCUCCGUGUCCCGCCCCGGCGGGGCGCCCCGCUUCAUCUCCGUGGGCUACGUGGACGACACGCAGUUCGUGCGCUUCGACAGCGACGCCGAGAAUCCCAGGAUGGAGCCCCGGGCGCCCUGGAUGGAGAAGAUGGGGCCAGAGUAUUGGGAACGGGAGACACAGACCUCCAAGUGCAAUUUACAGAGUCACCAAGUGAGCCUCAACACCCUGCGCGGCUACUACAACCAGAGCGCAGGCGGCUCUCACACCUUCCAGAGGAUGUAUGGCUGCGACGUGGGGACAGAUGGGCGCCUCCUCCGCGGGUACCUUCAGGACGCCUAUGAUGGCGCGGAUUACAUCGCCCUGAAUGAAGACCUGUGCUCCUGGACCACCGCAGAUGCAGUGGCUGAGAUCACCAAGAGGAAGGGGGAGGCAGCCGGUGACGCAGAGAGCUUCAGGGCCUACUUGGAAGGAGAUUGCUGGAAGUAUCUUGCAGGCUACCUGGAGAAAGGGAAGGAGUCCCUGCAGCGCACAGGCAGCUUUCUUCCCACAGGUGUAAAACCAGAAACCUAUGCUCCAGCUGCCUUCAUUGCUCCGGGAUGCAAUGGUGCACUUCGGCCAACAGAUGGCGACAUAGACCGAAGUUUAAGCUGUUUUUCUUCGGCUGUGGUGGAAAUCCCCGUGGAAACCCGACUAUUCACAGGGGCUGUCCCCAAGCAGCCUUUGCCUCUCUCUUCUUUCUCACAUUACAUCAAUCUGCGAGGUUCUGACAGCGGCGACGGUGGGAUACGGAAAACCACGGACAGGAGAAGAGGUGAUAGGCAGCUUUCUAGACCAGCCCCUGAAGCCCUCCUGCUUCCCAGGGACCCAAUUGUAGGGGUCAGGCUGGAGGACAAGUGGGCGACCUGGGUCAGUCCCCGCAUCCUGUAG